Molecule: messenger RNA, 1236 nt
Organism: Penicillium cinerascens
Lineage: Eukaryota; Fungi; Ascomycota; Eurotiomycetes; Eurotiales; Aspergillaceae
Product: cyclic nucleotide-binding domain-containing protein
Exons: 1
Coding region: 1-1236 (411 amino acids)
Biological process (GO): regulation of protein phosphorylation
Cellular component (GO): cAMP-dependent protein kinase complex; nucleus
Molecular function (GO): cAMP-dependent protein kinase regulator activity
Source: RefSeq, a predicted model, not a curated record
AUGGCGGAGAGCUCCAACUCUUUCCCGGGAACCAACCCCUUCAUCAACACCAACACUGAAAAAUCCCCCAACAUCCAGAAAAUAUCGGAGGAGGAAGAAAUCGAGGUGACGUCACCUACAGACAUGACAUUUCGACAGGCCAACGCAGGCGACUCUGGGGAUGCCGGCUUUGGAGGAAGUGCUUUCAACGAAGGUUCACAAGAUGGAGGCCCUGGGGCCUCGUUUUUUGGCCAAAGUCCCUUUGGCACGGGAGCUGCAUCUGGAGAGGGCGAGGAGGAGGGUGGCCUGGGUGCUCUCCCGACGGGUUCUGCACAGCAUGGCUUUCCUAACAACUAUGCGCUGGGUCGUCGAACCUCCGUGUCGGCGGAGUCUUUGAACCCCACGUCUGCAGGCGACGAGAGCUGGUCACCCCCGUACCACCCUAAGACCGAUGAUCAGCUGGCUCGCCUCCGGACAGCGGUCAGCGGGAAUUUCCUCUUCUCCCAUCUCGAUGACGACCAGUUCAAGACUGUACUCGAUGCCCUCGUUGAGAAGCCUAUCCCUGCCAAAGACAUCAAGGUGAUCUCGCAGGGCGACGCCGGCGAUUACUUCUACAUCGUGGAAAACGGCCACUUCGACAUCUACAUCCAUCCGUCUGGCUCCGUGCAGCCAGGUCCGGGCGGCCUGGGCAACAAGGUCAGCUCCACCGGACCCGGUGGUUCAUUUGGCGAGCUGGCGUUGAUGUAUAAUGCCCCGCGUGCUGCCACCGUGAUUUCCACCGAGAAGAGCACCCUGUGGGGCCUGGACCGUAUCACCUUCCGGCGGAUUCUGAUGGACUCGGCGUUCCAGCGACGCCGCAUGUAUGAAGCCUUCCUGGAAGAAGUUCCGCUUCUCUCGUCCCUCAAGCCGUACGAGCGCGCUAAGAUUGCCGAUGCACUAGACGCCAUCAAGUUCCCGGCGGGAGCGACCAUCAUCACAGAGGGCGAUCCGGGCGAUGCGUUCUACUUGUUGGAGUCGGGUGAGGCCGAGGCGCUCAAGAGCGGAGUAUCUGUCAAAGAAUACCACCGGGGCGACUACUUUGGUGAAUUGGCUUUGUUGGACGAGAAGCCGCGCGCUGCGAGCAUCGUUACCAAAACCGAGGUCAAGGUGGCCCGUUUGGGACGAGAUGGGUUUAAGAGGCUUCUCGGACCGGUGGAGGAGAUUAUGCGACGGACCGAGUAUCAAUUCGAUGCGUCCAAGUCCCCUACUGCUUCAUGA